AUGACUCUAAAGCCAUUAACUCCAGUGAACUGUGCAGGCCUCCUGCAGCCUGGCUGCUCUUUGCUACAUCUGGAUGGAGAACUCCUCCUCUUUGGCCAGAAAGGUUGGCCCAAGCGCUCCUGCCCCACAGGUGUCUUUGGGGUUCGCCUUAAAAAUGGCGAAAUGAAGCUGAGGGCCAUCUCCUUCUCCAACGACUCCUGCUACCUUCCACCGCUGCGCUGUCCAGCCGUUUGCCGCCUCGACCCCUAUGAUGGGCUCCCAGAGGGUUACCUCAUCCAUGGAGGCCGUACGCCAAAUAAUGAGAUCUCCUCCAGCUUGUACAUGCUCACCACUGAUAGCCGCGGAUGCAAUCGUAAGCUGACCAUACGCUGCAAAGAGAGAGAGCUGGUGGGAGAAGUGCCAGGUGCAAGGUAUGGACACACGAUGAGCAUGGUUCAAAGCCACGGAAAGACGGCGUGCGUGCUGUUCGGUGGUAGAUCCUACGUGCCGGCCGGAGAGCGGACCACGGAGAGCUGGAACAGCGUCGUGGACUGUCCUCCUCAGGUGUUUCUAUUCGACUUAGAGUUUGGCUGCUCCUCCGCUCAUACUCUACCAGAGAUCGGCGAUGGACAGUCUUUUCAUUUGGCCUUUUCAAGAGAAGACUGUGUCUACCUCCUCGGGGGUCACUCCAUCACGUCAGACUCCCGUCCCCCUCGACUCUUCCGCCUGCGUGUUGAGCUGCUGCAGGGCAGCCCUUUGCUCUCCUGUGAGACUCUGCACACUGGUAUAUCCAUCUCUAGUGCCAUAAUCACCCGCACAGGCCCCUCUCACAGAUAUAUCAUCCUAGGUGGGUAUAGGUCAGACUCUCAGAAGAGGUUGGAGUGCAGCACUGUGGUUCUGGAUGAGAAAGGGAUUCAGUUAGAGCCUUUAGAGACACUUAAGUGGACCCAAGAUAUCAUCCAUAGUCGCACUUGGUUUGGAGGCAGUGCAGGGGAAGGACGCGUCCUAAUUGCUGUACCUACAGAGGGAAGGCCAACACAGCCAAAUAUGCAUUACAUGUAUCAUGUGAGCUUCCAGACUGAGAGAGACGGUAAGGAGGAAGAAGGAUUGCAGAGCUGCAGCCAGGAGUCCACAGACCAUGACAACUCAACUCCUUUGGAAGACUCAGAAGAGCUCUACUUUGGUCGAGAGCCACAUGAGCUGGAGAGCAGUGACGGGGAAGAAGACACCUACAAUGAGGACGAUGAAGAGGACGAAUCCCAAACAGGCUACUGGAUCAAAUGUAGCCUGGACUGUCACUUGGAUCCCAACACGUGGGAGCCGUUCUACUCCACAGAGCUCCACCGGCCGGCUAUGAUCUUCUGCUCCAGAGGGGAGGGUGGACACUGGGUCCAUGCUCAGUGCAUGGAGCUGUCAGAGACCCUGUUGCUCAGGCUGUCACAGGGCAGUAAGAAGUACUUCUGUCUAGACCAUGGAGGCUUGCCUUACCAGGAAAUGACCCCACCACGACAGGUGAUGCCUCUGAAGCGGACCCCCCUGAAGGUUAAGGACAGGAAGACUCCUCCAACAAUCAAAAUGUCCCCUGCUAAGAAAAGCUUUUUCAAGAGGCUGUUUGACUGA
Cheilinus undulatus (humphead wrasse) is the source of this 1599-nucleotide messenger RNA. RefSeq names its product recombination activating gene 2 (gene rag2). Gene Ontology annotation, cellular component: DNA recombinase complex; nucleus. Gene Ontology annotation, molecular function: sequence-specific DNA binding; protein binding. Gene Ontology annotation, biological process: V(D)J recombination. The record is from RefSeq and is a predicted model, not a curated record. The transcript has a single exon. Lineage: Eukaryota; Metazoa; Chordata; Actinopteri; Labriformes; Labridae. Bases 1 to 1599 code for a protein of 532 amino acids.